Messenger RNA from Mugil cephalus (flathead mullet), 2946 nucleotides. RefSeq names its product nuclear factor 7, ovary-like. Gene Ontology annotation, molecular function: zinc ion binding; protein binding. The coding region runs from base 854 to 2560 and encodes 568 amino acids. The record is from RefSeq and is a predicted model, not a curated record. The transcript has 2 exons. Lineage: Eukaryota; Metazoa; Chordata; Actinopteri; Mugiliformes; Mugilidae.
UCACCUUUUCAUCAUGCCUCAAACUAACAUCGACAGAGGAGGUGAGGCGUGCAGGUCAGAGGUUGGAAAAAGUCAGAAGCAGACACUGGUCUGCUCUCUGUCCUGACACUAACGAGAAGAAGCCAACCAGAUUGUUCUCCCCUCACUGCCUUUGUCACCUCCUAGUUACCCUCCCCCACUGCUCACCUGUGGCUGCAGAUCACCUGACCAGACAACCAGCAGCUCUGAAAUGACAGCUCUAUGACCUGUUACCUGCCUUCACUUGUCUCCAGUCACAAACCAGUUUAUGUCAACCACCAAGACACUCAGGGUUCUGUCCUCUUCACCAACUCAACUGUAAUCGUCUGAACUGUUUUCUGGGUGCUCUCUCUCCAACCACUUCCACCGACCGACACCGUAGAAGAGGUCGAGUGAGUUUUAGAGUAAAUGAAAAGAGAGAGCUGUGGUGGAGAGAAAACUGUGUUGAAGUAAAUCAGAGAAUAUUUAAUGUUAUUUUCCAUGUGUUUUUGUUCUAAAGCAGUCUGGUGAAGUCUGGUGUAGUUCUUCUCUGUGUCCAGCAGAGGUCAGAAAAGACAACAACUAUCAGAAGAGUUUGAAGUGAAAAACAAACACACUGAACUCUUUUUAUGAGCUGCAAUAGAGUCACACCUGGUAAUAAAAUAAGUAAUAAUCUCAGUGCACUUUAAACUGAUCACAUCUGAACCUGAAGGAGGAAACAAAUUGUGACAAACAGAGCUGCAGUCAGAGGAGGAGCUAAACUGGAAAGACCAGAUUCAACGUCACUUUACCGAAAUGAAAGUGAAACUUAGUCAGAGCGACGGCAGAGCUGCAGUCCAGACAGAUCUCUGUGUUAAUGUCUGAAGAAAAUUCAUCUGAGUUCAUCUGUUCUUUCUCAACAUCUGACUCAAAUACUGACAUGUCUGCUGCCAGAAGUCUGAGAUCUGAAGAUCAGUUUCUGUGCUCCAUCUGUCUGGAUGUGUUCACUGAUCCAGUCACUACAUCAUGUGGACACAACUUCUGCAAACACUGCAUCACUCAACACUGGGAUCAUAAUGACACGUUCCAGUGUCCAAUGUGUAAAAAAGUGUUUGAGACAAGACCUGAACUAAACAUCAACAGAUUGUUGUGUGAGAUGGUUGCUGAGUUCAGACAUGAAGCUCAACAGAAAACCAGCAGCGGCAGCUCAGAGCAACAAGUUGCCAAACCAGGAGAAGUUCCUUGUGACAUCUGCACUGGAACCAAACUGAAGGCCCUGAAGUCCUGCCUGGUGUGUCUGCUCUCCUACUGUGACUCUCACCUGGAGCCUCAUCUGACAAUGUCACGCCUGAAAAGACAUCAGCUGAUCCACCCUGUGGACAACCUGGAUGACAGGAUGUGUAGGAAGCACGAUAAACCUCUGGAGCUGUUCUGUAAGACCGACCAGACAUGUGUCUGCAUGCUCUGCUCUGUUUUAGACCACAAGACACAUGAGUUUGUUCCUUUGAAAGAAGGUUAUGAAGGAAAGAAGGCAGAGCUGGAGAAGACAGAGGAUGAAAUUCAGCAGAUGAUCCAGAAGAGACAACUGAAGAUUGAGGAGAUGAAAGAGUCAGUGAAGAUGAGUAAAGAUGCUGCAGACAGAGAGAAAGCAGAAGGUGUUCAGGUCUUCACUGCUCUGAAGGAGUCAGUUGAGAGAGGCCUGGACCAGCUCAUAAAGGAGAUCGAAGACAAACAGAAAACAACAGAGAAAGAGGCUGAAGGUUUCAUCAAAGAUCUGGAACAGGAAGUCUUUCAGCUGAUGAAGAGGAGCUCUGAGGUAAAGCAGCUUUCACGCUCUGAAGACCACCUCCACCUCCUCCAAAGCUUCUCCUCCCUGAAAGCUGCUCCACCCACCAAGGACUGGACAGAGGUCAGCGUCCCUCCACCAUCAUAUGAGGGGACUGUGGUGAGAGCUGUGACUCAGCUGGAGGAGACACUCAGUAAAGACGUGAAGAAGCUGCUUGAGGCUGAGCUGAAGAGGGUCCAGCAGUAUGCAGUGGAUGUGACUCUAGAUCCUGAUACAGCACAUCCUGCACUCAUCCUGUCUGAUGAUGGAAAACAAGUGACUCAUAGUGACAUGAAGAAGGAACUUCCAGACAACCCAGAGAGAUUUUCUGAAUGUGCCUGUGUUUUAGGAAAGAAGAGUUUCUCUUCAGGUAGAUUUUACUUUCAGGUUCAGAUUAAAGGAAAGACUGACUGGGAUCUAGGAGUGGCCAGAGCGUUAAGCAACAGGAAGGGCAUCAUCAUAGCAAGUCCUCAGGAUGGUUACUGGACUGUUUGUUUGAGAAAUGGAAAUGAAUACAAAGCUCUUGCUGGUCCUCCAGUGCGUCUCUCUCUUGUUUCUCAUCCUGAGAAGGUGGGGGUGUUUGUGGAUCAUGAGGAGGGUCUGGUCUCCUUUCAUGAUGUAGAUACUACAGCUCUUAUCUACUCCUUUACUGGCUGCUCCUUCAAUGACAAACUUUAUCCAUUCUUCAGUCCCUGUAAUAACAGAGGUGGUAAAAACUCUGCACAUCUGAUCAUCUGUCCUGUCAAUCAAACUGUCUGAUCCAUUUAAUGAUGAAGCUUUGAGAUCAAUGAAUUAACUUAUUGAUUUUCACUCUUUAUUCCUACUCUGUACAUAUAUGCUUUAAUACUACAAUACUGGUACAGCUGAGAGCACAAAGAUAUCAAUGGAUUAGAGAGAUACGGUACAAACUGCUUAUUCUGGAAUAAAAUGAUUUCAUUGUUAAUUAUGAUAAAAAUGUUCAUAUCAACUUGUUUUCUUUAAUUAAUGUUCUCAUUCCUUUAUUCAUCAGUUUAGAUUUAAUGGUUGUUGGACUUUUACCUUUUACUUUUUUGUAAAAUGUUUUUACUCUGUUGAUUCAUGAAACUCUUGUGUGGAAUUUGUGAUAAUUGUAAAAUGAGCAUUAAUUAAAGUCCUAGAGCUGUGAA